GGUAAAUAAUGCCAUCACAAAAAUAUACCGAAGAAAGACAGGAUCACAUCUUUGACAAUGCAAAUCUUAGCGAGAGUACAGAUAAAAUAAAGAAUCUUGGUGUUGUAACCAGGGGUGGCAUAUCUUUACAACAAAGACGACUCACAAAGAGCAUCCAUAGGUCUUCUCAACCUCUAAUAGACGUUGAUAGAAAGACCAGAAAUUUUGCCAAAGAGAGAAAAAUUGAGGAAGAAAAGAGACCGAAGCUAAAACAGAGGCAAAGAACAGAGUCAAGACUAAGCAGAGCUAGGGUUAGUAGCGAGAGGGUACGUACUCCUAAAGAAGAUAAGGUUGAUGCUCUUAGUUACCUAACAUUAAUACAAAAUGUUCAGAGAAAGAGGAAAUUUGCAGAAAUUUCAAAUCAGCUCAAGCAAAAAGCUGAACAGGAAACUCCUUGUGAGUCUUUAUCCCGUAGUGACAGGAAUCUAACUAAGUCCAAGCUAUUCGGGAGCAUUUUUGAGAAAAAGCCGAUCAUGGGACCAAGCCGUGAUCGACUUGACACCGAAACUGAAAGUUUGUCAACCGUCACCAACUUCGAAUAUGACCUCUCAAUAAAGUCUAACUUCUCCUCAAAAAGGAUGAAAACCUGGGAUGACGAGAAGGACUCAGAGCUAUGCGCUGUCAUUGACCUUGACAAAGCCAGAAAGUUAAAGUUUGAGGGUAUGAGCGGAUGUAAACUCCAGAAAUAAACCCAAAUCCCACCAAUUUUUGAAGCUAAUUUCCUAACUUAUCCUACUUUUCUCU
Molecule: messenger RNA, 783 nt
Organism: Moneuplotes crassus
Lineage: Eukaryota; Ciliophora; Spirotrichea; Euplotida; Euplotidae
Source: the annotation of a GenBank genome assembly